Molecule: messenger RNA, 663 nt
Organism: Dermacentor andersoni
Lineage: Eukaryota; Metazoa; Arthropoda; Arachnida; Ixodida; Ixodidae
Product: superoxide dismutase [Cu-Zn]-like
Biological process (GO): superoxide metabolic process
Molecular function (GO): copper ion binding
Source: RefSeq, a predicted model, not a curated record
UUUCACUUCUGUGCGUGUUGGAGAACGGAGGACCGCAUCAAUCCUUUACGUGAACGUGGACGGGAGGGUUGCCUGUAAAAAUCUUAAGAAGCCAUGCAGAAGGAGCCUCUGCUGUUGCCGUUACUCUUAGCUACAGUUUUGGGUGCAGCCCGCGAAAGAGAGCAGAACGUCACGGAUGCAAUCUGCGUGUUUCAAGCAGGCAAUGCAAGCGGUUACGUUUCUUUUCACCAGGAUCCCGACAGCAAGAAUGUGACCGUCUUUGGCAACAUAACCAACAUACCGGAUGGGAAGCAUGGUUUUCACGUUCACGAAUACGGCGACUUGUCGAACGGUUGCUUGUCGACGGGCUCCCACUAUAAUCCAAACAACAAGAAUCAUGGUGCUCCGAAUGCGGAAGACCGUCAUGUAGGAGACCUGGGAAACAUCGUAGCAGAUGACUGUGGUGUCGCAGUAGUUAAUCUGACGGACCAUCUUCUGUCUCUAAACGGCGAGAACUCCAUCAUUGGCCGUGCUGUUGUGGUACACGCAGGCACGGAUGAUCUCGGCCUUGGCGGUCAAAAUGACAGUAAGACAACAGGACACGCAGGAGGCCGCCUAACUUGCUGUGUCAUUGGGAUUCGGUCAAAAUCCCAGAAGUAAAAAUAUAAAAUACAUGUAAUCUUC